This is a messenger RNA of Corylus avellana, 1608 nucleotides long. RefSeq names its product Ran BP2/NZF zinc finger-like superfamily protein. Lineage: Eukaryota; Viridiplantae; Streptophyta; Magnoliopsida; Fagales; Betulaceae. The record is from RefSeq and is a predicted model, not a curated record.
CACAAAACGGUGCGUGUUGUGUACCAAACUCACGACCCAAGGUCCCAAACAACCGAAUGCUCGAAAACCCUUGGCAUCUUAUCGAGGCUCGUGACGCUCGUCCCUGUUAGCCCACCGUCGUUCUCUCGCGUUCGAAUCUAGAGCAAGGUCUCGCGUUUCUCUUUCACUCUUAAUCGCCAUGUCUCAGGUUGACAACAGAAAUUCUUCGGCAUCCAAGCGUGCUAGAACUGAUGGUAGUCGUAGAGAAGAUGAUUGGACAUGCCCUAGCUGUGGUAAUGUCAAUUUUUCAUUCAGGACAACUUGCAAUAUGCGUAAUUGCACUCAACCAAGGCCUGCUGAUCAUAACUCAAAAUCUGCUGCAAAGCCUGUGCAAGCCCCACAGGGUUACUCAUCCUCAGCUCCUUAUGUAGGUUCUGCUGCACCCUCUUCAAUGUAUCUGGGUGUGCCGCCCUAUGGUUCUUCUCUGUUCAAUGGAUCAUCUAUUCAUCCCUAUGAUGUACCUUAUUCUGGGGGUUCAGCGUACCACUACAACUAUGGCAGCCGCCUUUCUGCUGGCAGCCCUUACAGACCUCUACCUUUGUCUGGACCAACACCUUACUCAAGCGGAUCUAUGAUGGGAAAUGGUGGGAUUUAUGGUAUUCCCCCUUUGAUGGAUCGUUAUGGCCUGGGCAUGCCCAUGGGCCCUGGCGCAAUGGGGCCAAGGCCGGGAUUUUUUCCAGAGGAUAAAUCUCAAAAAAAAGAUGCAACACGUGAUAAUGACUGGACAUGUCCAAAGUGUGGAAAUAUCAACUUUUCAUUUAGAACGGUUUGUAACAUGAGAAAGUGCAACACACCAAAGCCCGGAUCCCAGGCUGCCAAAUCUGAAAAGAAUUCUAAACAAAAGAUGCCCGAGGGAAGCUGGAAGUGUGAGAAAUGUAAUAACAUAAACUAUCCAUUCAGAACCAAGUGCAACAGACAGAACUGUGGGGCUGACAAACCGGCUGAGUCAAACAAGUCACCUUCACCAACGCCAGAUGAAGAUAACCAGUGAGUACUAGGACAUGUUUGAGGGUUGAGAAGGUCCAGAGUUGUCGUCCAGCCUUGCUCAAUGUGGGUGUCUGAAAGUCAGUCUUGUCGUCCUCAUGUUGCCGCGGUUGUCGAGUUACUCUACCUUCUAAUGAUCUGUGUCAAGUUGUUGUAUUAACUGCAAUGGUAUUUGAGGUCUCUAUAUUGUUCUGAUGCAUUAUGUGUCAGCCAGCUUAAUCUGGCGAGGAUUUACAGGUUGGUUCUGGUUUCUGUAGCUAGGAUUUCGUACUUUGCAAUCAGCUCAUCUAUCCCAGUGGGUAUGCUAGAUAAGUUAUCAGGGGCAUAAGCUUACUGCAGGCUGCGUUUUCUAGUUUUCAUUUCAUUCUAAAUUGUGUCUGUGCCGUUGAAGUAUCUUUGUUUAACAGAUGCUUAUGUUUAGAAGCCUAUGACGUUCCUAAGUUCCAAAGAUCAUGUUAAAUUUGGGGGACUAGAAAACGUGUCUUACUAAUUUGUCAGUCACUUUUCUGAUGGGUACACAUGUUGCAGUCUCACUUGUUCUUGUUUCAUGAUUACAAAAGAAUUGGUAGGGUGGUUGGUAUUUGG